Messenger RNA from Pochonia chlamydosporia 170, 870 nucleotides. RefSeq names its product Nicotinamide N-methyltransferase. NCBI's taxonomy places the organism in Eukaryota, Fungi, Ascomycota, Sordariomycetes, Hypocreales, Clavicipitaceae. The transcript has 3 exons. Bases 1 to 870 code for a protein of 289 amino acids. The record is from RefSeq and is a predicted model, not a curated record.
AUGUUGAGCCGAUCACCUUCACCGCCGCUAGACCCGGUGGCAGUCAGUGAAGACCUCACACCUCUGCCAAACUUGAAGCAGUCCGGAGACGCAUGCAUUAAUUUUGACGGCCAACUCCCAGAGCCGCUCGCCUAUCAUGAGGAUGUGAGGACAGGAUGCGGCGGCCAAACGUGGCCAGCAGGGCUGGUUCUCGGAAAGCACAUACUGCGGUAUCACAGGAAGGAGAUGCAGGAUGCCAGAAUACUGGAGCUUGGUGCUGGCGGCGGACUCGUUGGUCUUGCUGUGGCGCUGGGCUGUGGCGGUGACAACCGCUUGUUACUGACCGACCAGGAUGAGAUGUUGCAGCUCAUGCAGACAAAUAUUCGGCUCAACAAGGUCGAUACAAGAGCUAAUGCACUUGUACUUAACUGGGGAGAACCACUUCCGGAAGAGGUUGUAGCUCAAAAACCAAAUGUGAUACUCGCGGCAGAGUGCGUAUACUUUGAACCAGCCUUUCCACUGCUCAUGCAGACACUCAAAGACCUUUUCACUCUGAACGAGGAGGCCAUAGUAUACUUUUGCUUCAAGAAGCGCAGACGAGCCGAUAUGCAAUUUGUCAAAUUGGCCAAGAAGGCGUUUCUGGUGGAGGAGCUAUUCGACGAGGAUCGCCCAGUGUUUCAGCGGCAGUCCUUGUUUCUCUUUUCUUUCAAAAAACGACCGAGCGCUAAAAAGCAGCCAGCAGUUGGAGGCGAUGCAUACAGUGUAGGCACAUCUCCUGCCAGGCGGGACGUGAAUGGUGUGAAUGGUAUCAACGGCAUGAAUGGUGUAAAUGGUGUGAACCAUGGUGACACCAGCGCCUGUUGCAACAGGAACGGAAUACAACAGAGUUGA